GUUGUGUUCCUCGUUGUUGUUGUUCUGCUGCUGCUUCUACACCGACGUGAUGCAACAAUGCUGUCCCUUCUACUGCCCCAGGGGCACAAGUGUUAUUAUGCACACACACACACACACACACACACAAGGCAUAGCAUGCAUGCAGCCCAGUGCUCAUCCACUUGGCAUGGUUGUGCGUCCGAGUGUGUUUGUGCGUCGAUGCACGUGAGCCCAGCUCCAAAGUACAAAGGAGGAUCAGCCGCGGACGGAGACAAAGUUGCAUUCAUCAUCUGGCCGCCGUGCUGCUACGUCUGACAGCGUGUGUGUGUGUGUGUGCAAGUGAGUGCGUGUGGGUGUGUUAGUCCCCGUCGGAUGAGCGCACGCGGCUGAGGAUGCAGCUGGGAGCAUGAGUUCUGACCAAGAGGAGCAUGACAUGGUCUGUCAGAAAGCUGUGACCCUGAUUGUUGACCUCUGCCUCCACAACAGCACCCUGGUGGACCAGGACACCUGCCAGAAUUUCCUCUUCCUGUUGUCCAGCCAGAGCUCUGACCACAAGGAUCAGGACGCUACUUUGAGCCUCCUGCUCGGCCUGUUUGUGGUCUGCGGCCUGGCUCUGUUGGGCCUCCUCACGUUCAUCUCCUGGAAGCUGUGCUCCGUACAUCUGCAGACCAAGGCCCGCUUCCAGAGUCCGUCUCUGAGCCUGGCCCCUGGCCCAGAGCAGUGCCCGCUCCAGCCACCGCUGUCACCGCCCAGCUCCCAGCAGCCGGCGGUCACCAUGGCGACAGAGAAGGUGAAAGACCCGAUGAACUCCAUGGGUUUCUUGGAGGCGGCGGUGAAGAUAAGCCAUACAUCUCCCGACAUCCCCACCGAUGUGCAGCUCUCCAUGAGGGAGCACUUCCUGCGUCGCACGCAACGCAUGCAGAGACAAACCACCGAGCCGGCUUCCUCCACUCGGCACAACUCUUUCAAAAGACACCUGCCCAGACAGAUGCAGGUGAGCAGUCUAGACCUGGGAAAUGACUACAUGGUGGACAAGGAAGAAAAGCCAACCAGCAUUGGUCGCAUCCAGCCGGAGCUGUACCAACAGAAGGCCGUGGAAUCGGAAGAUUCCUCCAAGAACAGCAACAAAAACUGUGGCACAAUAAACUUCUCUCUCAAGUACGACUACGAGAACGAGGCCCUGUUCGUCACUAUCCUCAAAGCGGUCGAUCUUCCUGCCAAGGACUUAUGCGGCACGUCUGACCCUUACGUGAAGGUCUACCUGCUGCCAGAUCGCAAGAAGUUUCAGACCCGCGUACACCGGAAAACUCUCAACCCCACGUUCAACGAGAGCUUCCAGUUUCCCGUGGCUUACGAUGAGCUGGGCGCCAGGAAGCUCCACAUGAGCGUCUUUGACUUUGAUCGCUUUUCCCGGCACGACAUGAUCGGGGAGGUGGUGCUCGACAAUUUGUUCGAGACGUCGGAUCUCUCCAGGGAGACCAACAUAUGGAGGGACAUCCAAUAUGCCACCAGUGAAAGUGUUGACCUCGGUGAGAUCAUGUUUUCACUCUGUUACCUGCCCACCGCAGGCAGACUCACACUCACUGUCAUCAAGUGCAGGAACCUCAAGGCCAUGGACAUCACUGGAUACUCAGAUCCUUAUGUCAAGGUGUCCCUCAUAUGUGACGGGAGACGUUUGAAAAAGAAGAAGACGAGCAUAAAGAAAAACACGUUGAAUCCCACCUACAAUGAGGCCAUUAUCUUCGACAUCCCACCCGACAGCAUGGACCACGUCAGCCUGCACAUCUCCGUCAUGGACUACGACUUGGUUGGUCAUAAUGAGAUCAUUGGUGUGAUGCGGUUGGGAUGCAACGCCGAGGGACUUGGCAGGGACCACUGGAACGAAAUGCUGGCCUAUCCACGAAAGCCCAUUGCACACUGGCACCCCCUGCUGGAGUCCAAAAAAUCUGAGAAGGAGUGGAAGGCGAGGACUGCCAGCUUUGACAGCCAAGGCUCCUGCCCCUCUCCCAGACCUCCCGCCAGUCCAUGAGCAGAGCCACCUGUGACCCAGCAGCCCAGAAGGGGGUUUUACUCCCUCCUGCUGAUCCACUUCCUGUCUGUCUGAUUGAGGAGAAACACAUACCUUCCCUCGCUCUUCCUUUCUCUUUCUCCCCUCCCCUCCCCCCCUCUCUCCUCACCUUUCUGUGUCCUCCCUUCCUCAAGUCUAGUUGCACAGCACUUCCAAGAACUGAUCCAGGGUCAGCGUCAGUCAGCUAGUUGUUUGAAGCGUGCCGUCUUUUCAGGUUAAAGUGCGUGAGGGUCCGUGAUUUGAAAUGUGGGCAUAGUGGUGACCCAGCGCUGACCCUUGCUGUCCUCAGAGGAGUCUGGCUGAACACACACUUCAUUUUGGGCUGGAGAAAAUCCAGGCUAAAGCAACCGAUCUGUGCCUCCUCACAGGAGACAUCCGCCGUGUGCUGCAGAGACCGUUUGAUGGGAAAGAAAGAAAGAGGCUGAAGUUCAACCAGGGAACCAAGGACACGUUUGAAGUUCAGAAAUAAAUUAUUUAAAAUUAAAUAUAAAAAAAAAGAACUCUACAGCUCUAUUGUGUUUAGUUUUACAGUGCUGUGAUGAAAAAAAUGGAAUCAUUAUUUGACUGUAGCAUUUUGGAGAUAUUAGAUGUAAAACUGCUUCAUCAGUCAUUCUGUGUGGAUGUCGACGCUGAGAUGAAUCUCGAAGCUCCAGCUGAGCUCCCGUACUUCUGAAUUCAACCGUGACAAAAGGCGAAGAAUUGAAAGAGAAAAAAAAAAAGAAUCGUCCACUUGACAUUUUAGAUUAUUGGUGUUAAUAAUAGAGCGUUAUGUGUCUGAAGUAUUAUUGAUAUUUUCAUUUUUCAAAACAAGCAGUUAGAAGGUCCAAUUGUCCAUUAGAGGCACAAAAAGAUUAUCGAUUUUUCUUCUUCUUUAAAGGACAAAGGAUGAGAUGGAAUUCAAUAUAAAAAAAAAACAUGACGCUUUGUCAAAGGAGAACGGGAAAAGUGAGCACACUUUAACACACCCUCACCUCUGUUUGAUGUUUUGGAGCAAAC
Cynoglossus semilaevis (tongue sole) is the source of this 3043-nucleotide messenger RNA. RefSeq names its product synaptotagmin VIa (gene syt6a). The record is from RefSeq and is a predicted model, not a curated record. Gene Ontology annotation, biological process: calcium-ion regulated exocytosis. The transcript is spliced from 7 exons. Gene Ontology annotation, cellular component: exocytic vesicle; plasma membrane. NCBI's taxonomy places the organism in Eukaryota, Metazoa, Chordata, Actinopteri, Pleuronectiformes, Cynoglossidae. Gene Ontology annotation, molecular function: calcium ion binding; clathrin binding; calcium-dependent phospholipid binding. Bases 386 to 2008 code for a protein of 540 amino acids.